Mercenaria mercenaria is the source of this 3594-nucleotide messenger RNA. Its product is annotated as retinal-binding protein-like. Bases 1638 to 2864 code for a protein of 408 amino acids. Gene Ontology annotation, cellular component: cytoplasm. The transcript is spliced from 15 exons. Lineage: Eukaryota; Metazoa; Mollusca; Bivalvia; Venerida; Veneridae. The record is from RefSeq and is a predicted model, not a curated record.
UUAACUUGCCAAAACUUUGUCUUAUUAUGUUAAGUGCUAUGUUAUUAUGUCAAAGUACCAUGUGAUCGUGUCUACAGAGCGUGUUAUUAUGUUGAAACGUUAUGUUGUCAUGUCAAAGUACAGCGUGAUCUUGUCUACCGAGCGUGCUAUUAUGUUAAAAACUAUGUUAUCUUGUCAAAGUGUGUAGUUAACUUGUAAAAACAUUGUUUUAUUAUGUUAAUACGUUAUAUUAUUAUGUUAAAGUGUAAUGUUAACUUGUCGAGAUAGUGUCUUAUUAUGUAAACUAUGCAUGUUAACUUGUUAAAGUGUUGUGUUAACUUGCCAAAACAGUGUCUUGUUAUGUUGAAUGCUAUAUGUUUAUGUCAAAGUACCAUGUGAUCGUGUCUACUGAGCGUGUUAUUAUGUUGAAAAGCUAUAUUAUAUUGUCAAAGUGUUGUGUUAAUUUUUCAUAACUGUGAUCUUCCGUUUUUAUUUUUGACAUCAAUACUAGUCAUGUUAUUAUGUCAGAAUGUGGUGUUAACUUGUCAAAACAGUGUCUUAUUAUGUCACAAAGCCAUGUCAUCUUGUUAAAGCAUCAUUUGAUCUUGUCUAGCUUUUUUAACAUAAUAACACAAUCUAUAGACAAGAUCACUGUACUUUGACAUAUUAACAUAGCUUUUUGACAUAAUAAGGCACUAUUUGGACAAGUUAAUAUUUCACGUUGACAUGAUUUCAUAGCUUUUUUAACAUAAUCAGGUACUGUUUGGACAGGUUAACACCACACUUUGAGAAGAUAACAUGACUAGUUAACAUAAUAAGACACUGUUUUGACAUGAUAACAUAGUUUUUUAACAUAAUAAGAUACUAUUUAGAAAUUUAGCUGUCUUUAUAUAAAAAAAAAUUAAUAAUAGGUAGUAUGAAAGGUUAUGAUAUUUUAAGUAGUUCCAUAACAAGUAGUCUUUUCAAAAGCCAUAGAGCUUGUAUGUUAUUAUAUUUAUGUGAUUUGUGGAAUAAAAUAUAUGCCCAUAAAAAAAAAAAAGAUACUGUUUUGACAAGUUAAGACCACACACCGACACGAUAACGUAAAAUUUCCCGACAUCAGACAGCUGCGCCGUUCCAUACUGUGUCAUGAUGAUACGUAUAUAUGAUAUGUAAACUAUUGAUAUGUAUAUAUGUUUAAUAUAUGUGUUAUGUGCCGGCGGCCUUAUUGCAAAAACAAUGUGAAACAGCUUGUAACGACGACGCUCGAUAAUAAAAUGUAAACUUUUAACCGCUUCGUUCUUUGCUUGAUCGCUUUCGUUUUGCUAUUGAAAUCGUAAAGUUAUUAUUAUAUAUGUCAAGUUACGCAUACAUGGCGUAAACAUGGUAAAAGCACUUUCAAAGUUUAUAUAAUACUGUUUUGCAAACAGAGAUGUUUUGAGGUGUUAGUGUUCAUGAUCUUCUGAAUAAUUGGAAUAAAUUUAAUAUCGAAAGUCUUGAGACAAGAAAAAUCAAAGUGGCGAAGAGUUCCAUAAAACUGCACCUGUUUCAAAGUAGAAUGUAGUUUCUUUCAAGCGCCCUAUAAAGUUUCUGUCAAACAGAUUUCACACUCAGAGAGCGGAUGCGCUAGUUAACCUUGGUACUUACAUGUGCUUGCUGUGGUGAUAUACCUGCCAAAAAUGCCGAAAAAUAGCAACAAAAAGGAGGAAAAGGAACAGAUGAAAGUGAACGAGCUUCGUUCACGGUUGUCAGACAUCCUCAAAGCGGACUAUGAAGAUUUCUACUUGCGAAAAUGGCUGAAAGCAAGAAACUAUGAUGUUAACAAAGCUGAACAGAUGUUUCGAAAUAGUGUGGCGUACAAGACUAAGAUGAAAGUUGAGACGUUAAUGGCAGAGUUCGAGACUCCCGAGGUCAUAAAAAACUACCUUACUGGCGGUUUUUGCGGUCAUGAUAAGGAAGGUUCGCCUAUACGUGUUGAAUUAUACGGUCAUCUAGAUUUGAAAGGCAUCAUGGCGUCCGUGCGGAAGUCGGAUUUAGAAAAGACGAAAAUUAUGCAGUGUGAAUGGACAGUGCUUGAUUGGGAAAAACAGAGCAAAAAGCUCGGAAGACGUGUGGAUGGACUGACUGUUGUAUUUGACAUGGAGGGCGUUACCACAAAAAUGAUGUGGAGGCCAGGUUUACAAAUGUACUUACAUUUGGUGAAGAUUCUAGAAGACAAUUACCCAGAAAUGCUCAAAAGAAUGUUUGUUAUAAACGCACCCAUCAUAUUUCCAAUUUUAUACAAACUUGCCAGACCGCUCAUAAGCGACGAAAUGCGUAACAAGAUUCAUGUACUUGGUGCGAACUACACGGAUACCUUAUUGCAGUACAUAGAUGCCGACCAACUGCCGGCGUUUUUGGGCGGCACCCUCACAGAUCCAGAUGGAAAUGAACGAUGUGUUACUAUGAUUAACCAAGGUGGUGAAGUGCCAGAGAAAUACUUCCUCGAUAUUAAGGAGCUGUAUGAGCAUAUGAAAACAGCAACAAUAUCUAGAGGUGAAAAACUCGAGCUCGAGUACCAGAUUGACAAACCGGGCAGCAUUUUGAGAUGGGAGUUCAAAACGGAGGAUUAUGAUAUAGGAUUUGGUGUGAAUGUGACGAAAAAUGGGGUGACAUCAGUAGUAUUGCCCAUGAAACGUGUAAAUAGCCAGCACGUUGCGGAAGAUGGUAGCAUAACGUGUGAGGAACCUGGCAAAUAUUUACUUUAUUUUGACAAUUCCUUCAGCUGGACACGAUCAAAGAACAUUUUCUAUGUAGGGGAGGUAAUCGAGGUGGACGACGAGUAUGUCCGCUCGGAAAUAAAUGACUUGGUGGAAAUGGGAGACUGGAAAACGCUCGAGGAAAAAUUCGAAACUACGCAUUUAUGAUCCAUUUUGUUUCAUGCUUGAAUUCGUUGGUGUAACAUAAGUUUUUCAUACUUACUAAAACAUAUCAGCGCUAAAUAUUGUAUAUGUCUUUAUCUUUUAAAGAGAGACUAAAUUAUACAGCUCUGCCCGGUUUUCACAACAGUUAAAACUUGGCACUUGCAUUCAAGUUUAACUGAAAGUUUGCACGUGUUAAUAAUAAAAAUGUACAGUAUUCAAUGCCAAAAUUUUGAUAUUUUGUCUUGUUGAUAUUGUAAAAAAGUCUUGACCGUGAGCAUAACAGUCGCAUGGAAAUACGCAAUAAAAGAUAGUUUUUCUGUGUUUAUCAUAUAGUGCUUCAACUUUGGUUGGUAUGUUAAGUGUAAAAUCAUUCAAAAACGAAAUUCUGAUUGACAGGCUUUUUUUUAAAAAACUAAAUUUUCAUUGGAAUCCAGGCAUGUAAUAGUGUUAGAGAUGGCCUUCCAUAGAAGAAGAAUGUUCCAGUUUUUUGAAUAUAGACAAAGAGAUUAUUAUUUCUCAGCUUAUCUAAUCAACACAGAGAAUCUUCUAACAAGUGAAAUCUCGGAGUUACUUAAUUCACUAAAAUAUCUGAGUUAAUACAUUUAAAGGGACUUUGUUGUUAUUACAGACAUAUCAUACUUAUUUAUAUUUGUACAGAAAUAACUUAUUAUAUGUAUUUUAGACAUUGUUAUAUAUGUUUUACACUGUAUAUACUGAUAUUGUAAAGAUUAAA